ACAAUUUUGGGAUCAGUGGGGAGAAUAAAAGUCUGAAGUUGGAGAAGAGACAGUUUAGUCUGUGCUUAGAUUUCCUCAGCCUGAGAAAUACUUUUGUGUCUUGAGACCUCUUCUAUGUUAAAAGAUGACACUGUGGCAACAGCUGCAGCUGCUGGACUCUUGGUAUUUAGAGCAAGUGGACCAGCUUUAUAAUGACUCUUUCCCUAUGGAAAUUCGUCAGUAUCUCAGUCAAUGGAUUGAGGGUCAUGACUGGGAAUCGGUUGCAAGUAAUGUGUCCUUGGCAACCCUGCGCUUCCAUGAGCUCCUAAAUGAACUAGAUGAGCACUACAGUCGUUUCAGCCUGGGAAACAACUUCCUGUUGCAACAUAAUAUACGCAAAAUCAAGCGCAGCGUACAGGAGCACUUCCAGAAAGAUCCUGUUCACAUGGCUAUGAUCAUAUCCAACACUCUGAACAAAGAGAGAAAAAUUCUGGAAACUGCAGUUAAUACUCAAGGUCAAUCUAACUCCUCACAGGGGGGUAUUACGAUGGAACAACACAGUGAGUUGGACAAUAAAGUCAACAAUUUUAAGAAGAGCGUGCAGGAAACAGAACAGGACAUUCAGGUUCUGGAGGAUGUGCAAGAUGAGUAUGACUUCAAGAGAAAGACCUUGCAGAGUCGACUGGAAGCUGAAAUGAAUGCCAAGAUAACUAAAGAGAUCCAGCAGGAGGAAAUGGUUAUUAGACAAUUGUUUAUUGGGCUGAAAAUAAAAAGAGAGGUGGUGAUAAAAGAAAUAGCUAAUGUACUGACUCUAGCAGAGCAGAUCCAGCACACACUCAUAUCAGAUGAAGUACCUAAGUGGAAACAACGGCAACAAAUGGCUUUAAUUGGAGGACCGCCCAACGCUUGCCUGGACAAACUGCAGAGCUGGUUCACUGUGGUGGCAGAAUGUUUGCAGCAGAUCCGUCAGCAGCUGAAGAAAUUGCAAGAACUGGUGCAGAAAUUCACCUACGACAAUGACCCCCUCACUCUUGGCAAGAGCCAGCUGGAUGAACAGGCCCUUUCACUCUUCAAAAACCUCAUAUUAAAUUCCCUUGUGGUGGAGAGACAGCCAUGCAUGCCCACACACCCACAGAGACCCUUGGUAAUAAAAACGGGUGUGCAAUUUACAGUUAAGAUCAGAUCACUAGUCAAACUGUCUGAAUUGAACUGUCAACUCAAAGUAAAAGUCUCCAUUGACAAAGAUUUAACAGAGAGGAACACAUUGAAAGGAACCAGGAUAUUCAACAUUUUAGGGACGGCUUUUAAAAUUAUGAACUUAGAGGAAUCCAGUGGAUGCCUAGCAGCAGAAUUCCGUCAUCUGCAAUUAAAAGAGAAGAAAAUUAGCAAAAGAACCAAUGAGACUCCCCAUAUAAUUUCUGAAGAGCUGCAUUUAAUUAGCUUUGAAACUCAGUUUGUUCAGCCAGAACUAUCUAUUGAUUUAUCGAUCACAUCACUGCCUAUUGUGGUGAUCUCCCAUGUGAAUCAAUUAUCUACUGCUUGGGCCUCCAUCCUGUGGUACAACAUGCUUUGCAGUGAACCCCAAUCUCAGAAUCUGGCAUUCUUCUUGAAUCCACCACCAGUGAAAUGGGGGCUGCUAUCAAAGGUGAUCAGUUGGCAAUUUUCUUCUGUCACCAAACGAGUGCUGAACUCUGAGCAGCUCAGAAUGCUGGCCGACAAACUUCUUGGUUGUGAAGCCCAAAGUGACCCUGAGGGACUCAUCUUUUGGAAUACAUUUUGCAAGAUGUCUGCUAAUGUGAGGGGUGUACCAUUCUGGCAGUGGAUAGAUGGUAUUUUGGACCUUAUUAAAAGACACUUGCUCAACAUCUGGAAUGAUGGGUACAUUAUGGGUUUUUUGAGUAAAGAGAGAGAGAAGGCUUUGCUAAGAGACAAACUCCCAGGCACUUUCCUUCUGCGCUUCAGUGAAACCUGUCGAGAUGGAGGAAUCACCAUCACAUGGGUGGAGCAUUCACAGGAUGGUAAACCUAAGAUGCAUUCGGUGAAGCCCUACACUAGGUCAGAUCUGGUGACCAUUUCUUUACCGAACAUCAUCCGUGACUAUCACCUCACCUCUACAGAGAAGGUUCCAGUGAACCCCCUCAUCUACCUUUAUCCAGACAUCCCAAGGGACGUCGCCUUUGGUCGUUACUAUACUAGCCCCUCUGAUGAUUCAGAAGAGAUGGAGAUAGACAGACCAAUACACAGCCCCCAUACUCUUGACCAGUAUAUGGGCAGACGCAUGAUUCCUGUGUCAGAAGUACUCACAAGGCGGUACUAAAACACAUCAAGGACACAGGUUGGACACACUUGUUCAGUUCCCUUUUUGCCAUAUUAGGAUUUCAGCAAUAUUCUCCACCUUUCAGAGGAGGAUCCAAAAUUCUCACUGUUAAAGCAGAGAAGACAUUUCCUGUUAAAACGAUUUAAUCCUAUACUAUCUUUGUCGUUUACAUUAAAAUGUGAAAAUAUGGUUAAAACAAACAUGCAUGUUGUCACUGAGAGUGAAUUUUAAUAAUUAUUAUUUUCGUGAAUUUGUGUGCUGCAAUAGUGGAUCCAUACUAAAACUCUGAAAUUCUGCUUCUGUGAAGUCAUUUAUUUGGAAAAAGAAGGUUAUCCAUCUUGUGAAGCAUUUAUUUAUAAUUGCACAUCUAAAUAUAUUUAUAAUGUAUACCACUGCCUUAAUUGCUCAUGUUCACACCACUGGACCACAAAGCAAGAUACAUUCUAAUAGAAAUAAUUUUGCAAUAAACCUCAACCUGCAUUUUACAGUCAGAUAUACCAUUUCAAAUCCAAAUGUGUAUCUAUUCUUUACUAUUGGACAAUGUUAUAUAAUGUGCAGUUCCAAUAAAGACUAUUCAAUGUUUGUA
Molecule: messenger RNA, 2882 nt
Organism: Myxocyprinus asiaticus (Chinese sucker)
Lineage: Eukaryota; Metazoa; Chordata; Actinopteri; Cypriniformes; Catostomidae
Product: signal transducer and activator of transcription 1-like
Exons: 24
Coding region: 125-2296 (723 amino acids)
Biological process (GO): cell surface receptor signaling pathway via JAK-STAT; response to peptide hormone; regulation of cell population proliferation
Molecular function (GO): DNA-binding transcription factor activity, RNA polymerase II-specific; RNA polymerase II cis-regulatory region sequence-specific DNA binding
Source: RefSeq, a predicted model, not a curated record